AACUGCAAACUGGUCAAGCUCAGUCCACUUUACCUUUUAUUCGAUCUGAUUCCCUAAAACCCAGAGAGAGAUCUUCAUUCUUCAAAUUCCUUUACUCAACAGUUCCCCUGAUAAAAACAUCCUCAGAAGCUCCAAACUCUCACCAAUGGCGAUCAUCACAGAAGAAGAAGAAGGCCAACAGGAGGAACCCAAACACCCACAGAACAAACCAACCAAACCCCAAACCCCAGAAACCCAAAAACCCAGUUCUUCUUCUGCAACCACAACAAGCACAAAUCCCUUCGCUUUCUGGUUCUACUUCACUCUCACAGUCUCUCUCAUCACACUUCUCUUCGUCUCCUUCAAUUCUCUCUCCUCACAAGACCCCAAAUCUUGGUUCCUCAGCUUACCCACCAGCCUCCGGCAACACUACUCGAAGGGUCGGACCAUAAAGGUACAAACACGCCCAGAUCAAUCCCCUAUUGAAGUUUUUACAUUCGAUCAUGGUCCGGCAAUGUCUGAAAAUGUUGUUUUUGUUCAUGGUUUGGGUCUUAGUUCGUACUCUUUUCGCGAAAUUGUUCGAUCUUUAGGCGCCAAAGGGGUUCUCGCCGUUGCGAUUGAUUUGCCCGGAAACGGGUUUUCGGAUAAAUCCGUGAUGGAGAUUGGAAGGAGAUCAAAUGGGGUUUUAGGGAGGUUUUGGGACGUGUACAGUGAAAUCCAAGCAAAUGGUCUGUUUUGGGCUUUUGAUCAGAUGGUCGAAACUGGGCAGAUUCCUUAUGAGGAAAUCGAAGCUCGGAAGUCGAAGAGAAAGGUUUCGAAACCGGCCGAGUUGGACUCGGAAGAGGUUGGUAAAGUAUUGGGACAAGUCAUUGAGACAAUGGGUUUAUCUCCUGUGCAUUUGGUCUUGCACGAUUCCGCAUUAGGAAUGAGCGCAAAUUGGGUUUUGGAGAACACAAAAUCUGUGAGGAGUGUCACACUUCUCGAUCCUGCGCCAAGAUCAGUGCCAGCAUUGCAUUUGUGGGCACUGGAAAUGCCAGUGAUUAGGGAAUUUGUGUUGGGGUUUUCCUUUGUGUAUGCUUGGUUGAUUAAGAAAUGCUGUUCGAGAGGGAUCGGUUCCUCGGAUUUGGAGGCUCAUAGAGUUCUCUUGAAGAGUAGGGACGCGAGGAGAGCGCUUGUUGGGAUGGGAAAGAAGUUGAACUACAGCUUUGAUAUUGCUGAAUGGGGUGGCUCUGAUGAGUUGAAAGGUGUCCCAUUGCAAGUGAUCUGGUCUAAAAGUUGGUCCAAAGAAUGGAGCGAGGAAGGAGAGCGAGUCGCAGAAGCGCUUGCGCAGGCGAGUUUUGUUGCACAUUCUGGUGGAAGAUGGCCUCAG
Morus notabilis is the source of this 1348-nucleotide messenger RNA. RefSeq names its product protein AUXIN RESPONSE 4. The record is from RefSeq and is a predicted model, not a curated record. Lineage: Eukaryota; Viridiplantae; Streptophyta; Magnoliopsida; Rosales; Moraceae. The annotation marks the transcript as partial. The transcript has a single exon.